Molecule: messenger RNA, 1758 nt
Organism: Aspergillus calidoustus
Lineage: Eukaryota; Fungi; Ascomycota; Eurotiomycetes; Eurotiales; Aspergillaceae
Source: the annotation of a GenBank genome assembly
AUGUCACCUUCUGCGGUCGAAACUGUCCCUACAGGGACCAACAAUUGGUGGAAGGAGGCCACAAUCUACCAGGUCUACCCGGCAUCCUUCAAGGACUCCAACGGUGAUGGCUGGGGUGAUAUACCCGGUGUUAUCGAGAAAGUGCCCUAUUUGCAUUCUCUGGGUGUCGAUGUAGUCUGGCUCUCGCCCAUGUACGACAGCCCUAUGCUGGACAUGGGGUAUGAUGUCUCGGACUAUGAGAACGUCUUACCCGCUUACGGAACCGUCGCGGAUGUCGAGAAACUAGUCGAGGAGUGUCACAAGCAUGGAAUGAGACUCAUUCUGGACCUUGUUGUUAACCAUACGAGUGACCAGCACAAGUGGUUCCAGGAGAGUCGAAGCAGCAAGGACAAUCCGAAGCGAGAUUGGUAUUUCUGGAGACCGCCUCGCUAUGAUGACAAGGGGAAUCGCCUGCCGCCGACUAAUUAUCGAGGGUAUUUUGCUGGAAGUACCUGGACAUGGGAUGAACAUACCCAAGAGUAUUACCUCCACCUAUACGCCAAGGAACAACCUGAUCUGAACUGGGACAACCCAGAAACACGCAAAGCGAUAUACGAUAGUGCCGUCCGCUUCUGGCUCGACAAGGGAGUCGACGGAUUCCGGGUGGACACUGUGAACAAGUACAGCAAAUACACCGAUUUCCCCGAUGCCCCGAUCACAGACCCGAAGAGCUACAUUCAGCCAGCCAUCGGAAUGUGGUGCAAUGGUCCACGGAUUCACGAGUUCAUUCGCGAAAUGUAUGACGAGGCAUUAGAACCAUAUGGCGAUGUGGUCACCGUUGGAGAGCUUGCGAAUUGCCCGGACCCUGCGCAUGUGCUGAAAUACGUAGGCGCCUCUGCCAAGCAGCUCAGCAUGGUCUUUCACCUAGACAUCGGGCAUAUCGGUAUGGGUAGCCUGGAGGACAAGUAUAUCCUGCACCCCUGGAAGUUGACGGAGAUGAAAUCCAUCGUGGCCAAGUGGCAGACGUUUAUCGAAGGCACCGACGGCUGGACGACUGCCUUUUGUGAGAACCAUGACAACGGCCGGUCUGUAUCGCGAUUUGCGUCGGAUGCACCAGAGUUUCGUGAGAGAUCAGCAAAAAUGCUCGCGCUUAUGAUGAUGGCGAUGACCGGGACGUUGUUCCUCUAUCAAGGGCAAGAGAUCGGGAUGAUCAAUGCUCCUCGCGACUGGCCAAUCGAGGAAUACAAGGACAUCGAGGGUCUGGGGUACUACCUUGAAGCACAGAGCCAGGUUGCGAGUGGCGUGGAUCCGACUCGAGAGGAACGAAUCAUGGAUGGACUUCGCGUGCUGGCUCGCGAUCACUCUCGACUCCCAAUGCAGUGGGACGAUUCUCCUCAAGCUGGCUUUACGACAGGAGUGCCGUGGAUGCGGACACACGAUCUAUACCGAGAGAUCAAUGUCAAGAAGCAAGAGACGGAUCCGGACAGUGUGCUUUCGUUCUGGAAACAGGCUCUGCAGCUGCGCAAGGAAUAUCGGCAGCUAUUUAUCCACGGCGCAUUUGAGGUGCUUGACUUUGACAAUCAGCAGACCUUUUGUUUCGUCAAGUCGAGAAGUCAAGACCGGGCGCUCGUGGUCUUGAACUUUACAGCGACUGCUCAGCCCUGUCCUCAACCAGAAAUGGUAGCACAGAUGAAGCUGCUAAUCAGUAAUUAUCCAGAUACUUCUGAGGGUGUUGAGAAAUUGCAGCCGUAUGAAGGGAGGAUAUAUGUGGCAGUAUAA